UCGUCCUAAAGAACAGAAUCUUCUAGGUUUUAGCUCUUUUUCCGGAUGGCCUGUUCUAUUCUCGGAGAGCUUUAAUUACUAGAAGAAUCUUUUUGCCCUGAGCCAGAAUCUGUCUCCCCUAACUUCACAAAGUUGGCCCCACUUUUGAGCUCUGGAGAUCUGCACAUCUGCCCAGUUCCUUCCAGGCCUUCUUCAGCCAGACAGGCCAGCGCCAGUGCAGGGCCGCAGCACCUUCGCUCGUCCUCCCCGUCUGCCGCGCAGCACGCAGUUCCAAGCUCGCUCUUCCCCGGGCCUCGGAAGCCGCCACUUUCGUCGGGCGCUGAUCAACGCGGCUGGCCAGUCCUCAGGUGGUGCGGGUCUCUCCUGACAACCGGGGAGAUGCCGGGGUUACUGGUGAGUGCAUUUCAUCAGGGGGCAAAUGUGCUCCAGUCCCAGAAGCACAGGGUGCAGCCCCAGCUCGUUCCUGAGAACCUGGGCGACGACCUCGUGGCCCCGGCUCGUCGGUGCGCGCCCGCGGACGCAGAGGAGGAAACGCCCGAGGAAAUUCACUCAAGCCAAGUCCGAUGCUAAGACGGCCGGCACCCAGGGCUGUCCGCGCCGAGACCCCGCGCCGGCCCCUCCUCGGCCGCGCAGCCCCCGCGGAAGGGAGGCGGGCGGAUGACGAGGGUGUGGGGGCGUGAGUCUGAGGGCGGCGGGCUCCGGCGUCUCAGGCGCGGGCUCCGGCUCGGCAGGCUCCGUCGCUGACCCGCCGGGCGCUGCAAGCGGAGCGUCGAGGUCGCCGCCGCGGGGGCAUGGCGCGUGCGGGGGUCUGGAUGCUGGUGGUCGGCGUCCUGCUGGCGUUGGGGCCUGGCCGGGCCGCAGGUGCCCUGAGGGCGAACAGACGCCCCGCGCGGCCGCGGGGCUGCGCCGACCGGCCCGAGGAGCUCCUGGAGCAGCUGUACGGGCGGCUGGCGGCGGGCGUGCUCGGCGCCUUCCACCACACGCUGCAGCUGGGGCCGCGCGAGCAAGCGCGUAACGCGAGCUGCCCGGCAGGGGGCAGGCCGGGCGACCGGCGCUUCCGGCCGCCCACCAACCUGCGCAGCGUGUCGCCGUGGGCCUACAGAAUUUCCUAUGACCCCGCCAGGUACCCGAAGUACCUGCCCGAGGCCUACUGCCUGUGCAGGGGCUGCCUGACCGGGCUGUUCGGCGAGGAGGACCUGCGUUUCCGGAGCGCCCCGGUGUACGUGCCCACUGUCAUCCUGCGGCGGACCUCGGCGUGCGCGGGUGGCCGCUCGGUGUACACCGAGGAGUACGUCACCGUGCCGGUGGGCUGCACGUGCGUCCCCGAGCAGGAGAAGGAAGCGGACAGCAUCAACUCCAGCAUGGACAAGCAGGGCGCCAAGCUCCUGCUCAGCCCCAGCGACAAGCCGGGCCGGCCCUGAGGCCGCUGCUGCCCCUCUCCUGGAGCGCGAGCUGCUUCAGCCGCCUCCCCCAAGCGGACUCGAGGACCGAGAGGAGUAAAUGAAACACAGCUGAACUGCAGAGGUCUUCCGACCUGACUGCUUGACGGCUUGCUCUCACACAUCAUCACCUGGUUUUCUUCUAGGCAAAGGCACGGGGUUGGUGAAGGCUGCCGGCAAGUUACCGGGUACAUGACCGCAGGUAGGGAGCGUAGCGCCAGUGCCUUCCGCAGGUAGCCAGAGCUUGGUGU
Messenger RNA from Lontra canadensis (Northern American river otter), 1690 nucleotides. It is a transcript of the gene IL17D, whose product is annotated as interleukin 17D. The record is from RefSeq and is a predicted model, not a curated record. Bases 792 to 1421 code for a protein of 209 amino acids. Gene Ontology annotation, cellular component: extracellular region. Gene Ontology annotation, molecular function: cytokine activity. Lineage: Eukaryota; Metazoa; Chordata; Mammalia; Carnivora; Mustelidae. The transcript is spliced from 3 exons. Gene Ontology annotation, biological process: inflammatory response.